GUCUGUGUGUUGGUGUUCAGUGGCAGCGUUUCUCUUCUCCGCAGAGGCAGCUACAUUCUCAUCUCCAGGAUGUCGGGCCUUCUGAUCAGCUCUAUUCUGCUCUUCUUCUCCCUGACUCUGUUCAGGAACCCAACACUAGAAGCAAAGUCUAUUCGUUUUCGAAGGGACCUCCGUGACGCUGCGCCCUACGAGGCUCAGAUGAUGUCAUAUCCUGCGGCUGAGUACAAGGGGAGGAGCAGUGAUCUUUACUACCAACCAGAGGCCUCGAGGGCUCAAGGUCUAGGACAAGCCCUCCAGCGAAUGAUGGAGAGCGACCAGAGGCGGGAACAAGAAGCAGCUUAUCUGGCAUCGUUGAUGCGCCUCCUGAAUGAAGCGCAGAGUAACGGACAAGGCAAACCGGAAGAGGAGGACGAGGAGGGGGAUUUCCAGGGUCCGUACACUCCAGAUUAUGAUGAGACCGAGCAGGCGGUGAGCAUGGCUAAGCCCCAGGCAUCAUGGCAGGGCGCUCUGGAUCCCCAACUCACUCAGGCUCUUCUCAACCGCUACAAACAGGAGAAACUGAUGCAGGCCGAACGUGCCAAUAGGAUUCCUGAAAGAGAUCAGGACAGAGAUCAAGAGAUGCUCAGGUAUCUUGUUGAGAAAAUCCUCUCCAGUUUGGCAUCGGAAGGCAACCAGCCCGGACCCUUGAACCAGCGUGCCAAACGAGACCUGGCCGCCGUGGCCAACAUGGAUAGAGCCGGAGGCUCCGCCCUAAAACGAUCCCGGCGGUCCCUGGACUCCGCCCCUGUCCCCUCCCCACAGGCCGAGGCCUCGCUGUUAAGGGUGAAGAGGCUCGAUGAUGACAUCGAUGAUGAAGGGGACGUAGUGCAGAGCAACAGAACGCCACACGUCGGCCUGCAGAGAAUGAAGCGUAUAGACACUGACCUGCCACCGCCCAAAAAACACAGCCGCAAGCGCAGGGCUCUGACCUACGACCCCAACCUCAUCGCACAGCACAUCCUGCAGUACCUACCAGCCUAAGAGCUGCAAGUGAAAUUAAGAAGUAAAUUGUGGGGAAUUGUGGGAUAAAGGGAAUAUAGACAGAGAGAAAGAAAGAGAAUUUUACUUGCUUACAGAUACGCCAGCACUCCUGCUUGCCAAGGUACAGAAGUUACUCCGUUUCGAUGUUAUACUAUAAUAAAUGUGACACAUAACAGCUUAUCUAAUACGCUUUUUGUUUUUCUCCUUCCGUGCAACGGUUCGUGCAGGCAUAAUAGUAUUACAUGAAAAUUAAUAAUUGAUUAUUUAUAUUAUUGGCCACUGGCUCGUACAAAUAUCUCAUACAAAGAUAUCAUACAAAGUCACAACAGCACAGCAGGUUAAGAUUCUUGACUCCAAAUGUUGUACUGUAUGAGACCAAGCUUUUUAGAUUUUAAAUAAGGCCAUGCAAGAAUAUACAAGAGAUACUCAUGUUGUAUAGAGCCUAUAUUGGGGAAUGCAUUUCUCUUUUUAACACAAGCAAAGCCAAAAUCAUUCCCACCAUGUGUCUUUAAACAUUAUUUAUCAUGAACUUUACUAUAGCUGUCAUUUUACAGAUCAGUAGGUCCGGCAUACAGUAAGUGACUCUAUACUUUCAUCUUUUAUAGUUGUAGACUGAGAUUUUUUAUUAGUGUAUUAGUUUAGA
Molecule: messenger RNA, 1663 nt
Organism: Misgurnus anguillicaudatus (oriental weatherfish)
Lineage: Eukaryota; Metazoa; Chordata; Actinopteri; Cypriniformes; Cobitidae
Gene: pcsk1nl
Product: proprotein convertase subtilisin/kexin type 1 inhibitor, like
Biological process (GO): negative regulation of endopeptidase activity
Molecular function (GO): endopeptidase inhibitor activity
Source: RefSeq, a predicted model, not a curated record